Messenger RNA from Papaver somniferum (opium poppy), 2861 nucleotides. RefSeq names its product probable serine/threonine-protein kinase PIX13. Lineage: Eukaryota; Viridiplantae; Streptophyta; Magnoliopsida; Ranunculales; Papaveraceae. Gene Ontology annotation, biological process: protein phosphorylation. Gene Ontology annotation, molecular function: protein kinase activity; ATP binding. The transcript is spliced from 8 exons. The record is from RefSeq and is a predicted model, not a curated record. Bases 188 to 2398 code for a protein of 736 amino acids.
CUUAAAAAUCAUUCAUUUUGAGCUCACUUUCUUAAUUUUCUACUGUUGUUAAGUACUCGGUCAUGUUUAGUACUUGCUCAGAAGUAGUUAAUUUUGUUGUUAAGUAUUAUGCAGUCAGAUUCAGAAGUCUUCUUUUUUCUUCUUCAGAAUUUAUAUAGAUCUCAACUGAAGUGAUUCUUUAAAGCUUAUGGCGGCCAUGUCUAAUUUCCGUGUUUCAGAAGGAUUGUCCAGAAAGGUUCAAUGGGUGAUGCUCGAAUUGCUGGUCAUUGCUUCUUACAUGACCUUUGUUUUAGGCGCAAAAUUUCAAAAUCAUUUGGAAGAACCAUUAUUAAACUUUGAGAGUACUGCUUCCUCACCAGCUACUUCUAAGAUUUCCCCUUCUAAACGUCCGUUGUUUCAUCGAAGGCAUGGUAAACAUUUCAUACUGCGUGGUACACCAUCACAAACACCGGCUCCUGCUCAUCCUCCAGAUUAUGGGCCAUUGGUAACUGCAGGUCAGCCUCCUUCAAAUCCAAGUUUAUCAAAACCGUCAAUGAAGCGUACUCAUUUUCCGAUUCCCGGUAACGGGUUUUUACCUCAUCAGUUGGCAGUUAUUUCCCCAACACCUUCUGGAACGGGUAUAAUUCCUAAUGGUUUAUCACAACCUCCAUUAUCUCCUCGAAUAGCAGAUUGCUGUGAACAUGACAUGGUGCAGAAACAAGGGAGUAAAGAUUGCCACUGUGUGUAUCCUAUAAAGCUUGACCUUCUUCUCAUGAAUGUGUCUCUUAAUUCAGACUGGAGUCCUUUUCUGGAGGAAUUAGCGUCUCAGCUGAGGCUGCGAGUUUCGCAGUUUGAGAUCAUCAACUUUUAUGUAAUUAGCUUAUCAAACCUGAAUAUUUCAAUGGAUGUCAUUCCACAUACUGGAAUCAGCUUUUCCGCCGCCGACAGGGAUGAUAUGAAUUCUUCACUUGCUCUGCAUAAAAUACGUCUCAACCCUUCCUUAGUGGGUGAUUACCAACUUCUGAGCUUAACCUGGUACAAGCCAGGGGAUCCUUCUUCUCGUGCUCCUGUUCCAGCUGCAUCGCCUAUUGCUGGCCCACCUGACGUAUCACCUCCAUCAACAUCUAUUUCUGCAAGCAAAGGGAAAAAUACAAGUUAUCUUCCUAUUCUUGGUACUGGAGCUGGUAUCCUGAUCAUUGUCAUUAUAUGUGCGCUUGUGAUCUAUUCAUGCACAUCGGAUCUAGUAAAGAAGGAUGUUCCCGCUCAAGAACCAGUUAAGCCAAGGACGGCAGAUACAGCUCCAGCAGAAGGAUCUCUUCCCCAUCCUGCCAGUACCCGAUUUUUCUCUUAUAAAGAGCUUAAAGAAGCAACAAAUAACUUUGAAUCUGCAAGCGUGCUUGGGGAGGGUGGAUUUGGCAAGGUUUUCAAGGGCCUCCUAACUGAUGGCACGGCUGUCGCCAUUAAGAAGCUUACAAAUGGAGGACAUCAAGGUGACAAAGAAUUUUUGGUUGAGGUGCAGAUGCUGAGUAGGCUACAUCACCGUAAUCUUGUGAAGCUUGUAGGAUACUUUAGCAGUCGCGAAUCUUCACAGAACCUUCUUUGUUAUGAGCUUGUCCCAAAUGGAAGCUUAGAAGACUGGUUACAUGGUCCCUUGGGAAUAAACUGUCCUUUGGAUUGGGACACCAGAAUGCGGAUAGCCCUUGAUGCUGCAAGAGGUCUUUCUUACCUACAUGAGGACUCACAACCUAGUGUAAUCCACCGAGAUUUCAAGGCGUCGAAUAUAUUACUCGAAAACAACUUCCACGCCAAAGUUGCUGAUUUUGGUCUGGCCAAACAGGCACCUGAAGGACAGGGAAAUUAUCUGUCUACUCGUGUGAUGGGCACAUUUGGGUAUGUAGCUCCUGAGUAUGCCAUGACUGGACAUCUACUUGUAAAGAGCGAUGUAUAUAGCUAUGGUGUUGUGCUUCUUGAGCUGUUGACUGGAAAGCCUCCUGUAGAUAUGUCACAACGUUCAGGCCAGGAGAACCUGGUAACUUGGGCCAGACCAAUUCUUCGAGAUAAGGAUCGCUUGGAGGAACUUGCUGAUCCAAAACUUGACCGCAAAUACCCAAAGGAGGACUAUCUACGUGUUUGCACAAUUGCAGCAGCUUGUGUUUCCCCCGAGGCAACCCAGCGGCCCUCAAUGGGAGAAGUUGUGCAGUCUCUUAAAAUGGUGCAGAGGAUCACAGAGUAUCAAGAAUCCUUGUUGACCACCACCUCUGUUCCUCCCAAUAAUCUAGGACAGUCAAAUGGCAACUAUGAAUCCGACAGGAAUUCGUCAAUGUUUUCCUCAGGUCCCUUCUCUGGGGCGAACGCUUUUGAUCAUGACAACCUCUUUAGGACAGCGGUGUUCUCAGAAGACCUGCAUGAAGGACGAUGACUCCAUUUUGAGCAAAGGUUUUAAUGCUGUCUUCUAGUCUGUGUUUUGGACCCUCUGAAGGCUUAGAAAUGAAGAGCUUAAAAAUGGGACAAAACCCAGAUGGCAAAAGGUUUGUGAUGAAGACCACCACAUCCCUGCUUAAUGGUCGUAACUUUGCAUGAGGUACAUUUUUGUAUACUAUAUGUAGCUUAAGGGCCCCUUUCUCUAUAUUAGGUUUUUCAGGUGGCCCUGCACUGAAACUAAAACUGAUCUUCUGAUGUAUUUAGGUUUGUUUGUUAAUCUGGGAUGAAUGCCCAUCUAAAAGUAGCAUUAUUUUUUGUGUAAAAACAGUGGCAGUUUUUUAGAGCUGGUACAAAACAGGUAUCAAUUCUGCUCCAUUCUUUUGUUGGUUUAAUAUCAGGAUAGAGGAUAACUGCUCGUUCUUGGUCCUUGUUUAUGUUAUCACUGUAUCAGCCUCUCUUUU